AUGACGAAGAACGUGGAGGAGGCGUUGCGGCGGCCCAUGCUUGUGUACAGCAAGGACAGCGAGGUUUGCGGUACACGCGGGGAGGACCUCAGCGUGGCAGGCGUGCAGCUGCCAGAGUACGACGCGCAGGUUGGGGAUGAUGUUGUGUACCGCAGCGUGCAUUACAUUCAGGGCAGUACACGCGCGAGCCACACGCUCCCCGUGACAUCUGCAACAGGAAAUGCCGCAGCAACAAGCGCAUCAGCGUCCGCAGCAGCGGCGGGGCCAGUAGGCACCGUGGGGAGUCAGACUGCUCCGGGGACGGCGCACACAUUGUUAGCGAAGGAUGCGGCGGUAGAAGAGGAGGCGUUGUCGUAUUUUUCUUGCAUGCCAGCACGCGGGGCGUCCGUUAUUCAUGGCAUGGUAAAGUGCAGGGCGGUUACCUCGUUGAACAACUGUGUACCGUACGCCGGGCACAUGGAGAGUGAGUGCGCGCGGAAGAUGAUGCUAGCGCUGGGGCCUGUGCAUAUUCUGCGUGACGUUGCACAGACCUCCUUUCCACUGCGUUUCACGACCGUGAAAAAGGCACAUGUGUCGGCGCUUGUGUGUGGGGCUGCAUAG
Trypanosoma rangeli is the source of this 600-nucleotide messenger RNA. RefSeq lists its product as uncharacterized. NCBI's taxonomy places the organism in Eukaryota, Euglenozoa, Kinetoplastea, Trypanosomatida, Trypanosomatidae. The transcript has a single exon. The record is from RefSeq and is a predicted model, not a curated record. Bases 1 to 600 code for a protein of 199 amino acids.